Halichondria panicea is the source of this 4745-nucleotide messenger RNA. Its product is annotated as ATP-binding cassette sub-family C member 10-like. The transcript has 28 exons. Bases 49 to 4662 code for a protein of 1537 amino acids. Gene Ontology annotation, cellular component: membrane. Gene Ontology annotation, molecular function: ATP binding; ATP hydrolysis activity; ABC-type transporter activity. The record is from RefSeq and is a predicted model, not a curated record. NCBI's taxonomy places the organism in Eukaryota, Metazoa, Porifera, Demospongiae, Suberitida, Halichondriidae. Gene Ontology annotation, biological process: transmembrane transport.
AAACUCGAGGCCAAGCCGCGGUCAAAAUAAAAUAAAGACAUGUAAGAGAUGGAAGGCUACCUUGAUCUCUGCUACUCCCCUAUACUGGGCCCCUCACUCCACUCAUCACUGCCCACCAACUCUACAUUCACUCCAUGGACCAAUGGUGACUUUGAUAUAUGCUUUGAGAGCCUCCUAACAACUGGCUGUGCUGUAUUGCUGGCUCUAACCAGUGCUCUCUAUGCUGGAUGUUCUCACACUAACCUGAGGAGAAGGAAGAAGCCACUCGUACUGUCACUGAGGGCACUACUGUGUGUUUGUAUUAUAGCGACAUUCCUAGUCGAGUUGGUUGCCUCAUUCUGGUUGGCAAGGGAGCGACCUUACUCUGUGUUAUUGAUGGAGGCAGCUGUGUUAGUGUGUUGGUCAGUUCACUUGUUGAUGCUAUGGAUAAUGAGCAGAUCGAUAUCAUUAGCUGGUAGAGGACCUCUCACCCUCCACUGUGCAUGGUUCACCACGCUACUCAUGGCUGUGUUCAAGCUACACACUGUGAUAGCGUGGAGAAUGGACAGCUCCCCCUACCAGCGCUACCAUCUUCCCAUCGAUGAAGCUUACUUCACUCUACUGCAGCAGAUCACCACUUGUGUGUACUUUGCUCUACAGAUACUAUAUCUGCUCACUCUACCAUUCAAGAUAGCGCUCGUGACUGGCCACAAUGUUCAGUUAGACCCUACAAGGAAAUAUUUAACAACUCAAGUUGAUGAUGAUGAAUCCUCUAGACAACACCUCAUCUCAUCGCAAUUGCCACGGACUGACUAUGGUACCAUAGCAACCAGCCCACCUUCCCUUAAAGAUACCUCUGAAGAUGGUGCCAAUGUUCUCUCAUUGCUAACCUUCUGGUGGGUCCAGCCACUCAUGAAGAAAGGUUGGUUGGGAGGACUACAGACCCCCCAGGACUUGCCAUCCCUCCCGUCGUCACUCUCCACACACAAUGUAAAGGAACAAUUUAGAAACACUGUCCUCAACAGAGGAGCUUCUGACUCUAAAUGGACUCUUGUCAAGGACUUGAAUCGAUCGUUUGGACUCCAUUACUAUCCUCUGGGGCUGCUCAAGUUCCUGGCUGACCUCCUGGGCUUUGCUGGACCACUGCUACUGCACCAGCUGGUGGCAUUCAUCGAGAACAGACAAGAGCCCCUAUAUCAUGGUUACCUGUAUGCCCUGGGGCUCUUCCUCUCCACUCUGCUAGGAGCUUUCCUACUGACACACUUCAACUAUCAGGUGAACAAAGUUGGCGUGAAGGUGCGCUCUGCACUCAUCACUGAGAUCUAUCGUAAGGCACUCUCUGUGACCACUACCACGCUCUCUCACUUCUCCACCGGGCAGGUGGUGAACUCCAUGAGCACAGACACAGAUCGAAUUGUCAACUUCUGCAGCAGUUUCCAUCAAUUCUGGAGUCUUCCAUUUCAAGUUAUUAUCUCUCUGGGGCUCCUUUAUCAGCAGGUGGGUCUGGCAUUUCUGGCUGGUCUGGUGUUUUGUGUUCUCUUGAUUCCUGUCAACCGCUGGCUAGCAGUCAAGAUUGGCAAACUAAGCACUUCUAUGAUGGAACAGAAGGAUGCUAGAGUCAAGGUGAUGAGUGAAGUACUGACGGGUAUACGAGUGAUCAAGUUCUAUUGCUGGGAGAGGUACUUCCUGGAGAGAAUCCUUGGAAUAAGAUCCCUGGAGUUGAAGGCCCUCAAGGGUAGGAAGUAUCUCGAUGCUCUCUGUGUCUACUUCUGGGCCACUACUCCUGUGCUCAUAUCAAUACUUACCUUUGCUACCUACGUUGCCAUGGGAAACACACUCACUGCUGCAAAGGUGUUCACCAGUAUUGCCCUGUUCUCCAUUCUCAUAUCUCCUCUGAAUGCUUUCCCCUGGGUUAUCAAUGGACUAGUGGAGGCUUGGGUCUCAGUCAAGAGAGUACAAGUUUUCCUCAGACUAGAAGAACUGGGACAAUAUUACACUACUCUACAAGACAAGCAGGGUUUCCAUGGUGAUGAUCAGAGCAUCCCUGCUGUUACUAUCAACCACGGCUGUUUCACAUGGACCACACCCACUACUACUGAGACCACACCCACUACUACCGAGGGAGAACGGGUGACUCUGACUGACAUCAACCUCACCAUACACCCAGGAGAGCUGGUGGGAGUGGUGGGACGGGUAGGCUCCGGUAAGAGCUCCUUGCUCUCAGCCAUUACUGCUGAGAUGAAUAAGCUAGGAGGGGAAGUGGGUGUGGCUUGUGUGGGGUCAGGGUUCGGACUGGCUACCCAGGAGUGUUGGAUCCAACACGCCACCGUGCGGGACAAUAUACUAUUUGGACUUCCUUAUCAAGCUGACCGCUACAAUCGUGUGCUCCAUGCAUGUGCUCUGCAUCAGGACCUCCUGGUGCUGCCCGGGGGGGACCUCACUGAGGUGGGAGAGAAUGGAGUGACUCUCAGUGGAGGUCAGAAGGCACGCAUCUCACUGGCUAGGGCUGUCUAUCAGGAUAAGAGUGUGUACUUGUUGGAUGACCCACUGUCUGCAGUGGAUGCUCAUGUGGGAGCUCAUCUCUUCACUCAUUGCAUCAUGGGACUAUUGGCACGCAAGACUAGGAUACUCGCCACACACCAUAUAAGGUUUCUGAGCGAGGCUCACACUGUGGUUGCCAUGGAGAAUGGUCGGAUAGUAUCAUAUGGCCCACCCUCUGUUGUCCUGCCUAGUCUAGUAGCCAGGGAGAUCACAUCUCAGCCAGAGCCAGAAGAGGACAGUUGCAGUGAUGCAGAUACUGCAGAGCCGUCCCCCAGUGAUGUGCUGGUCAAGGAGGAGGAGAAGGAAGUGGGUGUGGUCAAGCUGUCUGUAUACCGUGCCUACUGGACGUCAGUGGGUCAUCCCCUGGCAAUCAUCAUCAUGACCUCAUUCCUACUCAUGCAAGCCUCGCGUAAUGUCAGUGACUGGUGGCUCUCUUAUUGGAUAGCACAUUCCUACAAUGAUUCUUAUGCUAGUGCUAAUAUCACAGCAAGUGUCUAUAUUCCACACCACUCGACUCUCAGUUCCAAUACAUCCAUUCCCAUUCUGUCCCUAGAGGGUGCCUCAGACAACCUGGCCUUCUAUCUAGGUAUCUAUGGUGGUCUAGCUGUUGCUAACACGGUGUUCACACUGCUGAGGGCGUUCCUCUAUGCAUAUGGUGGUGUGAGAGCCGCUACUGUCCUCCACAAGAGACUACUCAGAGCUAUACUCAGAGCACCCGUGGCUUUCUUUGAUGUCACACCAAUUGGUCGGAUCAUCAAUCGCUUCUCCUCUGAUUUGUAUGCCAUUGAUGACAGCCUCCCUUUCAUUCUCAAUAUUCUACUGGCGCAGUUCUUUGCCAUACUGGGCACUCUGGCAGUCACCUGUUAUGGUCUGCCAUGGUUUGCCCUCCUCCUCCUACCACUGGGGCUACUGUACUACCACAUACAGAAGUACUACCGCAGGACCUCAAGAGAGCUCAAGCGGUUGUCAACCGUGACACUGUCUCCAGUCUACGCCCACUUCUCAGAGAGUCUAUCUGGACUGACCACGAUACGAGCACUGAGAGCUAGUGGCCGGUUUGCAGAGGAGAACACAACACGACUGGACCUCAACCAGCGAGCCAACUACAGCAGUUUUGCAGUAGCUCAGUGGUUGGGUAUUCGGCUACAGAUGCUCGGUGUUGCCAUGGUGACAGGAGUGGCCCUGAUUGCAGUAUUGGAGCACCACUUUAACAGUGUUGACCCAGGACUGGUGGGUUUGGCUAUAUCCUAUGCUCUCUCGGUGACGAACCUUCUGUCAGGGGUCGUAACCUCUUUCACCGAGACUGAAAAGGAGAUGGUGAGUGUGGAAAGAGCAGAACAGUACAUAGGGGGCGUGGUCAAUGAGGGUCAAAGGUCAAGUGCAAGGACAGUUGCUCCUCCAGUUGGAUGGCCAACCAGAGGAGUAGUGGAGUUCAAGGGAGUCCACCUUGUGUACAGGGAGGGUCUACCCCCUGCAUUGAAGGACCUCUCAUUCAUCACUCGUCCCAUGGAGAAGCUUGGUGUGGUGGGGAGGACGGGGGCCGGCAAGUCCAGUCUCUUCCAAGCAUUGUUCCGCCUCACAGAGCUGACACGUGGGACUAUUCUCAUUGACUCAGUGGACACAGCCGUUCUCUCCUUGGAGAACCUCAGAGGUGUGCUGGCUGUGAUACCACAAGACCCCUUCCUGUUUAGUGGCACUGUGAGGGACAACCUUGACCCUGGCAGCCAUCACUCUGACACAGAGCUAUGGUCAGUGUUGGAGAGGUGUCACCUGAAAGACCCUGUGCUUCAACUAGGUGGCCUAGGAGCUGAGGUCCAGGAGCGAGGUCGUGUGUUCUCAGUGGGUGAGAGACAGCUGCUGUGUUUGGCCAGAGCUCUCCUCACCAGCGCUAGGGUCGUGUGUGUGGAUGAGGCCACGGCUAGUGUUGACAUGGACACUGACUCUCGUAUCCAGGAGACAAUUCGCAACGAGUUCACACAUAGCACUGUCAUCACAAUAGCUCACAGGAUUGAGACAGUGCUGGGCUGUGAUCGUAUACUAGUGAUGGAGGCUGGUGGGCUGAGGGAACUGGACACACCCACUCAACUACUAGACAACAAUCAAUCACUGUUCUACAAACUCUACAAGGAACACACUAGCUAGAGCAAGCGUUCAUUAUUUUAUCAGUAACUUUUAUGUCGUUUUCUUAUACAAACUUUUGAUUGAUUAAAUGAUUGAAAAACAAA